This is a messenger RNA of Danio aesculapii, 2118 nucleotides long. RefSeq names its product potassium voltage-gated channel subfamily V member 2. NCBI's taxonomy places the organism in Eukaryota, Metazoa, Chordata, Actinopteri, Cypriniformes, Danionidae. Gene Ontology annotation, cellular component: voltage-gated potassium channel complex; membrane. Gene Ontology annotation, molecular function: delayed rectifier potassium channel activity. Bases 246 to 1865 code for a protein of 539 amino acids. Gene Ontology annotation, biological process: protein homooligomerization; potassium ion transmembrane transport. The record is from RefSeq and is a predicted model, not a curated record. The transcript is spliced from 2 exons.
UCCUAACUCUUGAUCUUCAGUUGAGCUGAAACAAAUACAGUUGCUUUUUCUUUCUGUCUUUUUUAGCUUUAUUGCAAACUCUAAAAAUCUAGAAGCAGUGGAAUAUGUUUUCUCCGUUUGUUAGGACAUUUUAUUGAGGCUUCGAACAGGAUGUGUACAAUUUGACUGUGGAAUCUUCCGUCUGUGGCAUUUCUUUUAAGAGACACGUUUGCUUUGAGCACAUUCUUUGAGACUUAACAGUAACAAUGGACCAACCAAGAAGACAUCUGAAAAAACUGAAAAAGAGACGUUCAAGUCUUUUCGCAAGCGCCAAACUCAACGCCAGCUUUUCACAGAGUAUCGAGGAAGAAGAGAGUGCCUUUCCUUUUUCACAAGACAGCUCUGUGAAACCUUGGACUUCGAUGGAUAACCUCGAUACUCCGUCACCUCAGAAGACUGAUAGAAGAGAGCAAGAAAAGAGGAAAAGCAGUGAGGUCGAAGCGGCGAAGAUGCCACACCGCCAUUCAACUGUGAUCAAUGUUAAUGUAGGUGGGAAAGUCUUCACAAUUCCCAAACACCUGGCUGUCCGAUACCCUAAAACCAGAAUAGGAAGCUUAGCCCUGUGCAAAGACCCCAUCAAGCAGCUCAAUCUCUGUGAUGACUAUUGCGUGCUCACCAAUGAGUUUUUCUUUGACCGAGAUCCGACUUUCUUCCACUACAUCUUUCACUUUUAUUGUAGCAAUGUAUUAUGGGUAAUGGAGAGUCUUUGCCCUGUCAACUUUGAGGAAGAGAUGCAGUUUUGGGGUUUACAUUUGAGGGACACUCCUCGAUGUUGCCGGAUUCUCUACGAGGAGAAAAUAGAUGAAAUCAGAGAUCAGCUGAAAGUGAACAGGGAGCUUAUGGCGGAAAUCGAGCCUAGGCACAGCGAGGAGGGUUUCAAGAGUAUGAUUUUAGGUAAUGUUCGUAAGGUGCUAUGGGACCUGAUUGAGAACCCAUACUCCUCGAUGUCCGCUAAGGCCUUUGCUGUGUUCUCAAGCCUUUUUGUGCUCAUCUCCAUAGUGGCAAUGACUCUUAAUACUGUGAGCGAGCUGAAAGAUUAUAAAGUCUAUGGCAGAACCUACAUGGAGUGUGUGGAGAUCACCUCCAUUCUCUUCUUUACCUUUGAGUACUUCCUUCGCCUGCUGACGACUUGCGACAUUAAGCAUUUUCUGAAGAGUGCACUUAAUUUUGUAGACUUAGUGGCUGUCAUGCCCUACUUUAUCCAGCUGGUUUUUGAGGCUUUUGCAGACCAGGAGGAUCUCAGUGUCCAAGAUGACCUGAAAACAAUGGCGAGGGUUAGCAAAGUUAGCAAAAUACUUAAAGUUGUCAAACUCAUGCGAAUCUUUCGCAUUCUGAAACUGGCGAGGCACUCGACGGGCAUGCGGGCAUUUGGUUUCACUCUUCGCCAGUGUUUUGAACAGGUCUGCUGUCUGUUUCUCUUCAUCAUCAUGGGGAUCUUCACCUUCUCCGCCCUCAUGCACUCGGUGGAGCAGGACGUGGCAGGAACACCGUUUAGCAGUAUACCAGAUGCCUGGUGGUGGGCAGCGGUGAGCAUUUCCACUGUUGGAUAUGGAGACGUGGUGCCCAUAUCUUACUCAGGUCGAGUGGUAGCCUUUGGCUGCAUUUCCUUUGGCAUCAUUUUAAAUGGAAUGCCAAUUUCCAUCCUGUUCAACAAAUUUUCUGACUAUUACGCCAAGUUAAAGGCUCAGGAGUGUACAAACGCAAACAUCCAAAGAGGCCUGAACCUCAAGAAAAGACUGCGGAAGAAAUUCGACAACUGCUUCGAGCCUCAAACCGAGGAGUCUGAUGGGGACAGCAGGCAUCACACCGGCCAGUGUCAACACUGACUAUCCAUGUCAGUCAUUCUGCCUUCACUCCCCUUGAACAGUGAGCCCAGGUUCCCAGCCUGCCUUGAAUGAAACAGGGAUUUAAUGGGUGAAAUCCAGGUUAAAGGACGUAAGGCCAUUAGCAUUAGGGAGGCUUACAAAUGGCUUGUACAUUUCUGUUCAUUUGUCUCAUCAGUUGUAUGUUAAAUAGGGCCAUUAUAAUGUCUGUGAUUCUGGAAAGAGGAUAGAAUCUACUGGAAUGUACUGUAUAAAA